AAAUUAAAAAAACUACAGGUGCAAUUUUUUUAAAUAUUUUUGUUUUUAAAUUUACCGUCUAAGAUAAAAUCCAAAAAUUAUUAGACGUCUGCUAACUUCAGUAUCAUCAAUUAGUAUAGAUUUAUUUACGCCAAUCGACUUUUAUCAUGCAGAGUUUUAAUUAAAAUUUAAUAUCCAUAGUAAAAUACAUUAUUUAAAUUGUAUAUUUUACUGUAAGGUAAAAGACCUAGUACUCGAUCACUCCAUGUAUUUGUAUAUUUAUAUUUAGUAAAAUUUAGUAAAUAUAGAUAUGCAAAUGUAUGAGUAAUCUGGUACUAGUUCCCUGAUCUAAUCAGAUUUUCAUUAUUUUUUUACGGAUAAAUUUUCUGGAGCUUAAAAAAAAAAAGUUUUGAAUCUUAAGGAGAGUCUACAGUAAUUUUUGUCAAGCUUUUCUCUUAAACAAAACCUUUAAACGCAAAAUUAAGAACGAGGCUCCAUGAUUUACUCUACAAUCUAGCAGUCUACGUUUUCAUUUUUAAAAAAAUGUCCAUUUAUUUAAAAAAAAAACGUGGCCAAAGUUUCCAUUUACUGUGCAAGUGCAACAAGGAUUGUGCCAUUUGUCGACUGAAGUGUGAUAGAGAAAAAAGUUCAGACCCUUCUCAAGAGAUUCAAAUUAAAUGAAUUUCAGUUCUCAAUAGAUCUAUUGAUGUCAAUGCAGAUUUAAUCAGAUCUUAUUUUAUCCCCAGUAAUUCUCAAGUUUGAACUAGAGGGCGUUAAAAAAUUAUUAAAAAGUUUACUAUACACGUCUAGUAUUAUUUGUAAUUGUAAGUUUUUCAAUUAAAGUUUGGCGCACACGCUAGUAAACAACUUUUAAAUAAAUCAUUCAUCAGUUAAAUAAUUAAUAUAUUUAUAAUUGAUUUGUCAAUUAAAAGUCAUGGACUUAGAGGUUUUUUGUAAGAAAUUACCUAAGCUGGAACUUCAUGCCCAUUUGAAUGGCUCAGUGUCUCCAGAAACGAUUCGUAAAUUAUGUGAAUUAAAAAAUAAAAAUUUUCAUGAGGAUCUAAGUCGUAUUAAUACGUCGGUGUCAUUAAAAGAAUGUUUUAAAAUAUUCGAUAUCGUUCAUGCACUGACUGACACAACAGAUGCAUUAUUUAUCACAACUUGUGAUAUCAUAAGCGAAUUUCACAACGACAAUGUCAUUUAUUUAGAACUAAGAAGUACUCCGAAGUAUGUCGAGGGUAAAAUGAAUAAAAAUGAAUAUAUCGAGACGAUCAUAAAAGCUAUUGAGCAUUCAAAAAAAUUACUACCAGAAAUUAUAGUGAAAUUUCUGGUAUCAGUCAACCGUAGAAACGGUUUUGAAGACGCGGAAGAAAACGUCAAACUGGCAAUCGAUUAUUAUAAAAAAUAUCCUGAGUAUAUUGUGGGAAUCGAUUUGAGUGGAGAUCCGACUGAAGGUGAUGCCUUUUUAAAUUUAUUUAUAAAUGCCAGGAAUAUUGGGCUGAAAAUUGCUGCUCAUUGCGCUGAGGUACCCAAUGAAAAAGAAAUAAUGGACAUAUUAGAAUUCAAACCAGAUCGAUUGGGUCAUUGUACGAAUAUCCAUCCAAAUUUAAAAGGAAGUCAUGAAUUGUUUGAUAAACUCAUAGAGUCUAAGAUACCCGUUGAGUUAUGUUUGACUUCGAAUUUGAAAUGUGAAACAAUUAAAUCAUUAUCAGAGCAUCAGUUUUUAUAUUUAUACGAAGCCAAUCAUCCAAUUUGUCUUGCAACAGAUGAUAAAGGGGUAUUCGAUACAACGUUAUCACAAGAAUAUAAAUUAGCUGCUGAUAAUUAUAAUUUAACAAAAGAUAAUUUGAAACAAUUAGUUAUAUCAUCAGUUGAUUAUGCAUUUGUUAGUAAAGAAGAAAAAAUAAAAUUAUUAAAUACAAUUGCUUGUAAAAAUAAACAGUUAAAUUAAUUAAUCAAUUAAAAAUGGUAAUUAUUGUCACAUUACACACUAGUAUUUUUUAAAAUUUUCUUUAUUUAUUUUGGAGCACGUUUACAUUGAUUUACAAAUGACGUAACUAAAAAUAGCGACUUAAAAAAAAAGAGUAAUAUUUUGAUACAUCAUACUCAUACUCAUUCUAAUUAUCUAUUGAUAAAGAAUUUGCUUUUAAUUAUCAGCAAGUAAAUUUACUUAUACGUAAAUAUAUACUCGAUAUAUUUUUAAUUAUUACUUUAGAUAUAUAGAUAUAUUUACCAGGCAUCUAAACAAUAAGAUACUUUUAGAAUAAUUAAUAAUAAUAAUAAUUAACAAAAUGCCUGAUUAAUUUAAAAAUAAUAAUUAAUUAUAAAGUUAUUUAUUUAAAAGAUAAAAAAUUAAAUAUUGCAUUUCACAGCGAGGACUCGAGUCCUGUCGGUACUCGAAUUUGAAAUUUUU
Messenger RNA from Microplitis mediator, 2392 nucleotides. RefSeq names its product adenosine deaminase-like protein (gene Ada). Gene Ontology annotation, molecular function: adenosine deaminase activity. NCBI's taxonomy places the organism in Eukaryota, Metazoa, Arthropoda, Insecta, Hymenoptera, Braconidae. The coding region runs from base 914 to 1930 and encodes 338 amino acids. The record is from RefSeq and is a predicted model, not a curated record. Gene Ontology annotation, biological process: inosine biosynthetic process; adenosine catabolic process. The transcript is spliced from 7 exons.